Pseudophryne corroboree (corroboree frog) is the source of this 5391-nucleotide messenger RNA. It is a transcript of the gene FOXO4, whose product is annotated as forkhead box O4. The record is from RefSeq and is a predicted model, not a curated record. Bases 717 to 2180 code for a protein of 487 amino acids. The transcript has 3 exons. Gene Ontology annotation, biological process: regulation of transcription by RNA polymerase II. Gene Ontology annotation, molecular function: RNA polymerase II cis-regulatory region sequence-specific DNA binding; DNA-binding transcription factor activity, RNA polymerase II-specific. Gene Ontology annotation, cellular component: nucleus. NCBI's taxonomy places the organism in Eukaryota, Metazoa, Chordata, Amphibia, Anura, Myobatrachidae.
GAGCCACCGAGCCCGAAGCGUGGCGAGCGUAUAUCUCGGGCAUCCUGUUCGGCCGUGGCUCCUCCCCCUGGUGGCGUGGCUCCGCCCCCUUAUGGCGUCAAUGGUCACUUACCCAACUUGGAUUUAGAACCAACCUCAAGGCCAAGGCCAGAUCACACCUCGCCGUACAGCAUCACGGGAGUAGUAGUCCACCCCGGGUUCGAGCAUAAAGCGACCCAUCACUCCACAGGCCCCCCAAUACUGCUGGGAAAUGAAGUUCUACGUAAUGGUACAGUCAUAGUGGAGGCAGCCACGGAACUACAACCCCCAUCAUGCACCGCAAAGCGGCAGGUGACGCCCACGGCGAGCAUGCGCAGUCCGCUCUCCGCGGCCCCUGGUAAACAGACUAGACGUCAGCAAGAAGUUUUGUGGUGUCCAAAACAAAAGGGAAAGUGACAUUUCCUACACGGAACCGGCAUAGGGGCUCCCGGGAUCGGGGAUGUUCACCGGGACUGGCUCCGCCACUGGAGCAGGCCAAGUGAACAUGAGCGGCGUGUGACGGGCGGCUGACAAUAGCAGCAGGAGGGAGCGUGUGCCAGGCACAGCGCUCUCCUCACCCCGUGCCAGUGUCUGCGCGGGCAGCAUGGGCUGAGCGCUGACUACCCGCCCGCUGCCUGCGCCCCGCUCACACCACACAGUGCCCCGCUGUGCUCCUUAUACAUCUACCGCUCCCAGAUAUGGAGGGAACUGAACCGACACCUGUGGACAUUGACCCAGACUUCGAGCCUCAGGCUAGACCCAGGUCUUGCACAUGGCCCCUUCCCAGGCCUGAGCUGUCCGUGGUGCAGCCUGCAGCCUCCUCAGAGGAGAGCCGAGCAGACCCCCUCGAUGCCCCCUCCCUGCUCCCCACAGAGGCCGAAGACCGGGUCCUGUCUGAUGGGCAGGGUGGCACAGGAGUGGCGCCCAGGAAGGGGGGCUCCAGAAGGAACGCCUGGGGGAACCAGUCCUACGCAGAGCUCAUUUCCCAGGCGAUAGAGAGCUCUCCUGACAAACGACUGACGCUAUCACAGAUCUACGACUGGAUGGUGAAAACUAUCCCCUACUUCAAAGACAAGGGGGACAGCAACAGUUCUGCAGGCUGGAAGAAUUCAAUCCGUCACAACCUGUCACUGCACAGCAAGUUUAUCAAGGUUCACAAUGAGGCAACUGGCAAGAGCUCCUGGUGGAUGCUGAACCCAGAGGGUGGAAAGAGUGGCAAAGCACCACGUAGGAGAGCGGCAUCCAUGGACAACAGCAGCAAACUUGCAAAAGUUCGGAGUAAGGUAUCCAAGAAGAAAGCACAAGGUCCUGGAGAAGCUCCUGCAGGAAGUCCUGGUUCACAAACUGCAAAAUGGCCUGGUAGCCCCUCGUCACGCAGUGCUGAUGAUCCUGAUGUAUGGACCAGUUUUCGGCCUCGCACAAGUUCCAAUGCCAGUAAUCUCAGUGUUCGAUUGUCCCCCAUCCUGACCGAGCAGGAUGAUGUAGCAGCUGAAGAACUUCACUCCUCGCUCAGCUUCUCCAACAGUGUCCCCCCAACUGUCACAGAGGAAUUGGAGCUUAUUGACAGUUUAACACUGCUGUCAUCAGGAGCCCCACUAACUGCUCCCCAGUCUUUGAUGCAGGGGACCCCCAGUUUCUCAAUGCACCAACAACGCCAGGCUCUGUCUUUCGGUAACUCUCUAUUUAGUCCAGCAGAUGUCUCCUCUGUACGGAACUCUUCUGGACGCUUCCAACGACCUCAGACUCUGGAAGCACUCCUGACCUCUGAUUCUCCUCCACCAAGCAAUGUGAUGAUGUCUCAAGUAGACCCAGUCCUGGCACAGAGUGGCGGGCAGAACCUACUUAUGUUGGGUGGUCAGGAUAAAGGUAGAACGCCAGAGCAAUCACCUGUUCCUCUCAGUUCUCUUGUGCCUCCAAACACUCUCACAAUGCUGGGGCUUCCUUCAGCAUCUUCUAUGCCAUCCUCUAAGCCAGAUUCCUUUGGUACAACCUCAGAACGUCUUCCUACAGAUUUGGACAUGGACAUGUUCCUUGAGAAUCUGGAGUGUGAUGUGGAAUACAUAAUUAACAGUGAGCUGAUGGAUGAAGGUGACUUGGAUUUCAACUUUGAAUCCUUACACCCUGGAACCAACCAGAACAACCACAGCUGGGUUCCCAGUUAAGCAGAGGUUUAAGGGGAAGCUUAAAUUUAUUUUGGUCUCCUUUUGAAGAGUACUGGCUUCAUGGACACACAAUCUGCAGAUUUGUCAAGAUGCUCUGCUAAACUCUUAAACUGACAACACAAUGUUGUGUCACAAAGUAACACUGCACACAUGUUCACCUCGGCUGCAGCCCAGAUAAAUCUGCCUUGCAUUACACAUGCAGGGGACUGAGAGUUAGCCACCGCAGCUGUCAUUCCUGAGCUUACACAACAUACUGCCUUCCAGUAAAGAGCAUCUGGCAGUGCCGUACGUACAAAAGCAAGGAGAACAAGAAAUUGCCAGCAGCAGAGUCGAUGACGCAGCACACCAAACACACAAAUGAUAUGUGGUUACAAAUGGAAGUACAAUUGGAUUCUAGAUCCUGCGUGAGAGAAACCACCUGUGUUCACAAGUGUUUUGGAGCAACUGAAAAGGUUAUUGUACCUUGUGAGCAUGUUGCAGAACAACCACCCCAGCCACUAAUUUUUCACCAGCAUCUAACAAGAAUUGUUUCUUGUUAUCUGUACAAUUCCCCGGCAAUUGCCCUCCUGUUUUAUACUGUAUGUAAUAUUUUACAUAUAGGUUACAUAGAGCUGUGUACAGAGAGGUGCAGGCACCACCACAAAUUCAUAUAUCCUAAGAACAUGAAUUUAUUUCUUUUAGAAAUCUAUUAUUUUAAUUGUGUAACUAAUUUUUAUACUAAUUUUUGUAGUUCUCAUAAGAGAGUACUUUGUAAUUUGCUAAAACACUAAAGAUGUAAAUUGGAAAAGAAGGGGUUAAUAUGUCCUGUUACUAGUUAAUUUUUGUGGUGGCAGGGUUUUCUCUUACUAGUCCACUGCUCAGCUUUUAUAAUCUCCAUAGUCCUUAAUCACUUUUAACCCUAUUGGCUAGGCUUGUAUCUACAGGAGGCCCAUGGGGAUUCAAUAUUCUAUUUUUAAAAUAAUUUUAGUUGCACCAGAGGAUUUUAUUUUUACAAUUGUGAAAUAGUGAUUUUCUGUAAUAGCUGGCCUUAUAUCAUCUAAUGAGGGCUAUUUUUAUAUGUUUAUAUUUAGGAAAGUAACAUAAAUACAUUGCCAACAGCUGUUUUGCCACCUAUUCAGCUUUCUUUAAAGCCAGACUUAAAAAACAUAUUUGCUCAAUAGCAUUUUUAUAUUCAUAGCUGCCUUAUACAGUAUAUACCGUAAAGAAGAUGAAAAGGGCUCAAGUGAGGCCACAGCAGUUAACUUACUGUAGAUGUUGCUGAUUGUGUGUGUGUGUGUGUGUGUGUGUGUGUGUGUGUGUGUGUGUGUGUGUGUGUGUGUGUAAUAUAUUAUACACACACAUUCAUCAAACACAGUGGUCAUUUUGUUAGGCACACCUGUAAGUACAUGUCCAACAUUAAAGUGAAUAGGCUACAGCUGGCCAGAAGAUCACAAAAGGAUUCUACUCCUGUCCGCUAACUAGAACUAAAACUCCCCAAAAUUGGACAGUUGAAGACUGGACAAAUGGUCUGAAGAAUCUUAAGUUCAGCUGUGACAUAUAGAUGGUAGGAUCGGAAUAUGGUGUUAAUAACAUAAAUCCAUCCUGCCUUCUGUCAAAGAUUUAUUAUGGUAGUGUAAUGUGGUUAGGACUAUUUUCUUGGCAUAUAUCGGGCCAUUAAUACUAAUUAAUUAUUAUUUAAAUGCCACAUACUAAUAACGAUGAACUCAGUGUAUUCCAGCAGCCUCCGCAGUUACCAGAUCUCAGCCCAGUAGAGCACCUUUGGGAUGUGAUGGAACGAGAGGUUUACAGCAUGGAUGUGCAGCUGCCAUUUACAGCUACUGUAUGAUGCUGUCAUUUCUACAUGACCAGAAUCUCUAAGGGAAUGCCUUAUUGAAUCAGUACCUUGAAGGAUUCAGGCUUUUCUAGGGGCAAUAUUAGAAAGUUGUACCUAAUUAAGUGACCACUGAGAGUGUAUCUAUGUAUUUAUAUGAUAAAGUAUGUGUAUGUGUAUAUAUAUAUAUAUAUAUAUAUAUAUAUAUAUAUAUAUAUAUAUAUAUAUAUAAACAUAUAUAAACAGGUUGAGUAUCCCAUAUCCAAAUAUUCCGAAAUACGGAAUAUUCCGAAAUACAGACUUUUUUGAGUGAGAGUGAGAUAGUGAAAACUUUGUUUUUUGAUGGCUCAAUGUACACAAACUUUGUUUAAUACACAAAGUUAUUAAAAAUAUUGUAUUAAAUGACCUUCAGGCUUUGUGUAUAAGGUGUAUAUGAAACAUAAAUGAAUUGUGUGAAUGUACACACACUUUGUUUAAUGCACAAAGUUAUAAAAAAUAUUGGCUAAAAUGACCUUCAGGCUGUGUGUAUAAGGUGUAGAUGUAACAUAAAUGCAUUCUGUGCUUAGAUUUAGGUCCCAUCACCAUGAUAUCUAAUUAUGGUAUGCAAUUAUUCCAAAAUACGGAAAAAUCCCAUAUCCAAAAUACCUCUGGUCCCAAGCAUUUUGGAUAAGGGAGACUCAACCUGUAUAUAUAUACACACGCACACAUACCUCAAUGUUCAGAUGUGUUGGAUUUAUGCCGAUAUGACACCCUUUAUUUUCCUAAGGCAUGUGCUUUGGAGGCGUGUAUACUUGCAUUUUAAGUGGUGUCAUUUACACAGUUUAUUCAUUGAAAUGAUGCAUUUUGAGAACCAGUUUUUCAUGAAUUCUGCUUAAAUAUGGAGAACUCAACAUGCUGUAUGAAAAACAACCUUUUUUUCACGAUUUUCUGCAAAUUAUUCCUUCUAGUUUUUAUUUAUUUCUACAAAAAACAAUUAAAGAAACAAACCAAUAUGGCUACAAGGCCGAAAUUGCUUUGCGGCACCAAAGAACCCUACUGUUUUACAGUAGCAACCGCUCUUUGCUGUUGAAUCAACUGUGUGACCAAGAUCAGAAGCCAUGUAAACAUAGCUAUAGACUCCUUCAAAUACAGUUUUGAGAACGACAAACAUAUAUAGAUAGCAGUGGCAGCAUAAACUAGAAACCUACUCUAUAAACUAUCCUAACGUCAAGUUUACAGUUACAUUUUCAAAAAGAAAAACAUUUUCAACUCUAGUUUGCAACAAUCGUGUCAUACUUCACAGUGAAGGAACUGAAAUAUUUACACCCAAGAUUGCUAUAAAACAAAGUUGUUUAAUUGUUGUAAGCCUCCUAAAUGAUUUGGUGAGAAUUAAACAGAUUUUAUAAAGCAGGUUUAACAAUA